AUGUCAGAUGUACACUCGUUAGAGAAAGGCGCGGCCGUGUGUGGCACGGUGUAUCCUACAGAUCCCACAGCUGUCCCACCACCUUUUGACCGUGCUGCCGAGCGCCGUCUACUCCGGAAACUGGAUCUUCGCGUUCUCCCUGUACUCUGGUUCCUGUACCUGGUGAACUUCAUCGACCGAGCAAAUAUAGGCAAUGCAAAGAUUCAGGGUAUGGAAAAGGAGCUCAACCUCAUCGGCCAGCGCUUCAACAUUGCCGUAUGGGUCUUCAACCUGGGCUACCUCGUCGCUGGUAUCCCGCUCCAAAUCGCGUUCAAGAAAUAUGGACCGAAAUCGCUGUGCAUUAUGAUGUUCUGCUGGGGCAUAACUGUCGUCGGCUGUGGACUUGUCAAACGCUGGGAGCAACUCGUGGUUUGUCGAGUGCUUAUGGGUUGCUCCGAAUCGGCGUUUAUCUCUGGCGCUGCGUAUCUUAUUGGGACGUACUACACUAAGAAAGAAUACCUCACUAGAUAUGUCUUCUUCUGCACUGCUGGGAUUAUUGCGGGUGCUAUCAAUGGCUUCCUGUCUACCCUCAUCGCUAAGAUGAGUGGCACGGCAGGAUAUAGCGCCUGGCGCUGGAUCUUCAUUAUCGAGGGAAUUAUCUCGAUCAGCGUCAGUAUUGUGUCUUGGCCUCUUAUCGUACCAUGGCCCGAGAAUGUUACCUUUCUCCCAGCAGAGGAGAAGGCGCUGCUCCUUGCCCGUGUCAAGGCUGAUGGCAGUCACAUCUCCGACGAUGAAAUUUCGGUCAAGAAAGCACUGUACAUGCUCAAGGACUGGAAAAUUUGGGCUGGUGUUCUCAUGAAUGUCGGAGUUACGGAAAACGCGAAUUCGCUAUCAAACUUCCAGCCAACGAUCUUGAAAGGCCUCGGUUACACAGCCAUCCAAGCACAAAUCCACACCAUUCCCGUCUAUCUGACUGGAGCAGCCUUCAGCGUAAUCUUCGCGUACAUGUCCGAACGGCUCUGCAGACAAUACUACUUCUACAUGUUAGGCUGGGCAGUGCUCGCCACUGGUCUUGCUGUCGAGAUUGCAUAUCCAGCAUCGGCAGCUGUGAGGUACAUGGCUGUAUUCUUCAUCGCUUCUGGAUGCUACCUAGCCAUGCCGAUAUCGAUCGUCUGGAUCUCUAUCAACGCGGGGAGUGGCUAUAAACGCGCCGUUGCGAUUGGAGCGGUCAUCAACUUUGGUACGGCAGGCGCGUUUGUUAGCAGCAAUGUGUUUCUCAAAAGCGAGGAGCCACGGUUCCGUAGUGGGUUCUCAACUUCGCUGGGGUUGGCUUGUGUGGGUGCUCUUGCUGCGACGAUCACCUUCUUUGGAUGCAUGGCUGAAAACAAGAAGAGAGACAUGAAGAGGGCGGAGCUACCGGAUACUAUUGAGCAGACUUUGGCGGAGUUGGGUGACGAGCAUCCUGAUUUCAGACUGGUGUUGUAA
Messenger RNA from Dothidotthia symphoricarpi CBS 119687, 1464 nucleotides. RefSeq names its product MFS general substrate transporter. NCBI's taxonomy places the organism in Eukaryota, Fungi, Ascomycota, Dothideomycetes, Pleosporales, Dothidotthiaceae. Bases 1 to 1464 code for a protein of 487 amino acids. Gene Ontology annotation, biological process: transmembrane transport. The transcript has 4 exons. Gene Ontology annotation, cellular component: membrane. Gene Ontology annotation, molecular function: transmembrane transporter activity. The record is from RefSeq and is a predicted model, not a curated record.